UGCUCGCAGCUUGGGUGGAGGCAGCAUUAUGCCUGGGCUCAUGGUGCCUGCAGGAAGCGUGGGUCUGAUGGCGGACCCCACCCUCAACGCCUCCACUUGGCCCCGCCCCUCUGUGAACGCCUCAUCCCAGUAUCCAAUCGGAGCGUACGGCACUGCCGAGCUGAUCCUGGUUGUCAUGGCAACCGUCUCCCUGAGCGUUCUAACCGUUGUCGGCAACACGCUGGUCAUCCUGUCCAUCAAGGUGAACCGCCACCUGCAGACCGUCAACAACUACUUCCUGCUGAGCCUGGCGGCCGCCGACCUGUUCAUCGGCCUGCUGUCCAUGAACUUGUACACGAUGUACCGACUGCGGGGCCGCUGGCCGCUGGGGGCCGCGCUCUGCGACACCUGGCUCGUCCUGGACUACGGGGUGAGCAACGCGUCGGUGCUGAACCUGCUGCUGAUCAGUUUGGACCGCUACCUGUGCACAACAUGGCCGCUCAGCUACCCGGUGCAGCGGACGGGCCGCGUGGCGGGCCUGAUGAUCGGCGGCGCCUGGCUGCUGUCAUUCUUGCUUUGGGCGCCCGCCAUCUUGUGCUGGCAGAGCGUCGGCGGCCGGCGGGUCAUCCCGGACGGACACUGCUACAUCCACCUCCUGGCGAGCCCGGCCGUCACGCUGGGCACCACGCUGUCGUCCUUCUACCUGCCGGCGCUCGUCAUGAUCGGGUUGUACAGCCGGUUGUCGGCCGCCAGCCGCCGCAGGCUGACUUCUCUUCAGGCGGAGCAGGGGACGCCUAAGACGGGGGACCCGCCGGUGAAAGGCUUCACCUGGAAACGACGCAGCUGGAUGGCCAGCAACCUGGGUUCUGAUCUGUCUCUGAACCAGCGGGGAAGUCCGGCGAACAGCUGUAAACGCCUGCAGCCGCUCUCCCGAACCUCCUCAUGCGCAGCGGGAGACGAAGACGCCUUAUCGAUCACCGACCUCCACAGCUCGGCCUCCGCGGCGCUGACCUCCUGCCCCAGCUUCCGGUCCCAGGAGCGGAGGAGGCGCCGGGUGAUGGCGCGGGAGAGGAGGAUGACCAACACCAUCCUCGCCAUCUUGUUGGCCUUCAUCAUCACCUGGACACCCUACCACGUCAUGGCGGUCAUCGCCGCCUUUCGUCACAUCCGAAUCCCCGACGCUCUGUGGACUACGGGCUACUGGCUGUGCUACGUCAACAGCACCAUCAACCCCUGCUGCUACUCGCUGUGCAACGUCACGUUCCGGAAAACCUUCUGCUGCCUGCUGAGCUGCCGCACCCGGAAGCUGCGUUAACGCUGAAACAGGUGAAACAGGAAGCAGGU
Molecule: messenger RNA, 1323 nt
Organism: Xiphophorus maculatus (southern platyfish)
Lineage: Eukaryota; Metazoa; Chordata; Actinopteri; Cyprinodontiformes; Poeciliidae
Gene: chrm4b
Product: cholinergic receptor muscarinic 4
Exons: 2
Coding region: 29-1294 (421 amino acids)
Biological process (GO): G protein-coupled receptor signaling pathway, coupled to cyclic nucleotide second messenger; chemical synaptic transmission; adenylate cyclase-inhibiting G protein-coupled acetylcholine receptor signaling pathway
Cellular component (GO): synapse; dendrite; plasma membrane
Molecular function (GO): G protein-coupled acetylcholine receptor activity; G protein-coupled serotonin receptor activity
Source: RefSeq, a predicted model, not a curated record